AACACUCUAUUGGUUAUUUAAAAAAGGGGGAGGAGCCACUCGAUAUGUCCUGCCUUGACUUCCUGUUUCAGUGGAAAUGACCAACACAUCAAAUAACUUUUAAUAGAUUACAGAUCUUUGUAACAUCAAACAUGCCAUCUCAAAUUGUAUGUUUAUGGACAUAUGCCCUAGCAGCUAUAACAACCUCCGCUCUUCUCAGAAAGCUAUCAAGAAUUUCACAUUCAGUCAAAAGGGAAUUUGUGAGGUCACGCAGAUUUUGAACGAGAAGUCCUGGCUAGCAAUCAAUUUCCAAUUCAUUCCAAGGUUUUCAGUGGGCUUGAGGUCAGGGCUUUGUGCAGGCUACUGAAGUUCCUCCACACCAAAUACAUCAAACCAUGUGUUUAUGGACCUCACCUUGUGCACAGGGGUACAGUCAUGCUGGAACACGAAAGGGCCUUUGCCAAACUGUUGCUACAAAGUUUGAAACAUACAGUUGUCUAAAAUGGCUUUGUAUGCUGUAGCAUUAACAUCGCCCUUCCCAGGAACUAAUGGGCCCAAACCCUGAAAAUCAGCCCUAGAAUAUUAUCCCUUCUCCACCAAACUUUACUCUUGGUACUAUCCAUUCCAGUAGAUACCAUUGUCAUGGCAUCUGUCAAACCCAGAUUCGUCCAUCAGACUACCAGAUAGUGAAAGGUGAUCCGAGCAUGUAUCCACUGCUCCAGUGUCCAGUGCUGGUGUGAUGUACACCACUCCAACUUAUGCUUGGCAUUGCACAUCUUAGGCUUGUGUGCCCUUGCUUGGCUAUGGAAACCCAUUUCAUGAAGCAUUUAUCACAGUUCUUGUGUUGAUAUUGCAUCCAGAGGCAGUUUGGAACUCAAGUGACUGAUGCAACAGAGGAAUGGUGAUUUUCAAACACUACAUGCUUCAGCACUCGGUGGCCCAACUCUACUUACCGAUUAUCUGCCGGAGGAAUCCAAAGCCAUUCUCACAUCCCAUCAUGCAUCAGUGCAGUACCAGGUGUCAAUACAGACUACCUUUGUUGAGCCUUUUGAUCCGAUAAUUGGGGCUCAAUAUAUUGUACUUGGAGAGCUUGAAAAGUCACAGGGGGACAGUGAAGCCGUUGUGCGUGCACGGGUCUUUAAUUGUGUGGACGGCGUCGACGUUGCACUGCUACAGAAGGCCGUAAACGAACAGAGGACAUUUUUCAGGGAACGAAAUGACGAGGCUGAUGCAUGAUUUGGACCAAGACUCGUCAUGUGACAUCAUCACAAUGCGAAUUCAGCCUUAGCCCUCUCCGAUUCACGUGCGUCUAACAUGAGUACAGCUAAAAGGUCUUAUUUACCAACAACCGUCAUUGUGAAAGACCGUGUAAAACACUUUAGUGGAAUCGCAAUUUGCGGUUUGGAAUCUCACCUACGCCCUGUGUGCACGGAGCUGGCAUGUUCUCCCCGCGCUUCGUGGGUUUCCUCCCGGUAUUCCGGUUUCCUCCCCCAGGUCAGAGACGUGCACCGUAGACCGAUUGGCGUUUCCAAAUUGUCCGUAAUGUGUGAAUGAGUGUGCGGUUGUGCCACGCAAUGAGUUGGCACCCCGUCCAGGACCCCGAGUACCCUGAGAUCGGCUCCGGUAUUCCCCACGACCCUGUGUGGGAUAAGUGGUAUGGAAAAUACCACAAUGGAUGAUGAUCUUGAUGACAAAGCUAUUAUACAGAUUUACAUUGGAAGUAGCAGACUUAAAAGUAAUAACUUUAUGCAAUGCUAGAUUUAACUUCAUCAAGAUAAAAUGCCACCGGGUCAUUGGUAUAAAUUAACAUGGGUGGCUUGGAGUACAUCAGAUUUUAAUGUGUGCCAGGGAUGGAAAAAAAUGAAUCCAUGUAUGUACAGAUCAUGUAAAAGUCUGCUUUUGUGCAGUGUUCAUGUGUGUAAAACGAAUAAACUGUAUAUUAUUUUCAAACCAAACUCAGUAAAGUAUUAUGUACUGGUUGUUUUAUGUGCUCCUGUAUUAACAAGACAAGAUCCCUUUUUUUUUUUUUUUGAACAUUUUAAUGAACAGUGGUAUUUUUUAACAUUGUCAUGAUGGGUGAAUAGUUAUUGAUAUUUUAAGCAAAUAAGGGGGGGGGGGGGG
This is a messenger RNA of Ictalurus punctatus (channel catfish), 2100 nucleotides long. It is a transcript of the gene ten1, whose product is annotated as TEN1 subunit of CST complex. The record is from RefSeq and is a predicted model, not a curated record. NCBI's taxonomy places the organism in Eukaryota, Metazoa, Chordata, Actinopteri, Siluriformes, Ictaluridae. The transcript has 4 exons. Gene Ontology annotation, cellular component: CST complex. The coding region runs from base 865 to 1215 and encodes 116 amino acids. Gene Ontology annotation, biological process: negative regulation of telomere maintenance via telomerase. Gene Ontology annotation, molecular function: telomeric repeat DNA binding; single-stranded DNA binding; telomerase inhibitor activity.